GUUGCGGUCGUAUAAAAAGUGAUCUCCCUCUCUCUCUCUCUUAGGGUUACGAAUAGGGUGGAUUUUGCGACGACGAUGGUUAAGCAACAGAGUGGGUGCGGAAAGAAGAGAAAAGAAAAGCAGCAGAGUGGAUCGUUUGCAUCAAGAUUCGGAUUUGUUACGACAUUGGAGCGUGUAUAUCGUAUGGUGGACGAUCCAUCAACGGAUUCAAUCAUCUCUUGGAGUGAAAGCGGCAAGAGUUUCAUCGUUUGGGAUCCAACCGAGUUUUCCAGAGAUUUUCUACAGAGAACCUUUCAUCACAACAAAUUCUCUUCGUUUAUCGACAGGCUUGACUUUUACGGGAUUAAGAAAGUUGAGUCUUCAGAGCACUGUGAAUUUGCAGAUGAAGACUUUGUGAAAGGUGAACCUGAGCGUGUUAUGAAAAUCUAUGCCCGUGGUUCAGAUUCCGAUGAUGAUUCAGAUGAUGAAGUGACUGUCCUGAUGAAUUCUGAAUCAAAAGUCGUUACCAUCACGAAGACUGUCUCCAUGAAGAAGACGACGAAGAACAAAAAGACUAUUAUGAAGAAAAAGAAAGCAAUUGCGGAUGAGUUGCAAGUUUUGCAAAUUUGAAUUAAAAAGCAACAAGAUAUGCGUGUCAGCGUAACUCAUGGUUUGGAAUAUUGCCUUGUAUUUAUAUUAUACGUCGACUGACAACAAAACAUAUCGUUCUUAGUCUUUACUAUUAAAAGAAUUCUGAAUA
Messenger RNA from Raphanus sativus (radish), 739 nucleotides. RefSeq names its product heat stress transcription factor A-4a. Gene Ontology annotation, biological process: regulation of transcription by RNA polymerase II. The record is from RefSeq and is a predicted model, not a curated record. Gene Ontology annotation, molecular function: RNA polymerase II cis-regulatory region sequence-specific DNA binding; DNA-binding transcription factor activity. Bases 76 to 609 code for a protein of 177 amino acids. NCBI's taxonomy places the organism in Eukaryota, Viridiplantae, Streptophyta, Magnoliopsida, Brassicales, Brassicaceae. Gene Ontology annotation, cellular component: nucleus. The transcript has 2 exons.